Messenger RNA from Mya arenaria, 797 nucleotides. RefSeq lists its product as uncharacterized. The record is from RefSeq and is a predicted model, not a curated record. The coding region runs from base 47 to 724 and encodes 225 amino acids. The transcript is spliced from 5 exons. Lineage: Eukaryota; Metazoa; Mollusca; Bivalvia; Myida; Myidae. Gene Ontology annotation, molecular function: protein binding.
CUAUAAGAAACAUGCCUCGUUGCUUGACAUACAUUCUGAAAGCAAAAUGGGGACACUCCGCUUUUGUGCCAUAUUGUUUGUGCUAGAAUCAGCAUGUGGCGGACAGCAUGAACCUGACCCACAAGUAUACAACUACAUUGAGACGCUUGUGGUGCCAUUAGACCACCAUCUAUGUCAUGACAUCAUCAAAAUGAGUUGUGCGAAUCACGUUUCUCGAAAUGAACAGGUUUGCGGGACAGAUGGGGUCACAUAUGCCAACCACUGUCUUUUCAUGCAAAUUGCAUGCGAGACGAUGGAAAAUGACAUUCCAGUCACAGUGUCUCAACAUGGGCCUUGUUCGACAACCACGCGUCCUACCAGCACACAGGAAGCCACAACAACGGUAAACGCAAACACAGCCGCCUCAUCAACUAACCAAAAAAUAACUGCCACAGUCUCAAGCAGUGUAAACGCCACCAGCGCGACCACCGUCUCCACCUCCACACCGACACAGGUAACCGGAAGUUCCACCACCGCUCCUGUCACCGCGGACCCGAUGUCGGCUAUUGUUCAGAACGUAUUCUGUUCUAAUCUAGCUGCAAUUUCCUGUCCCGGCCUAGCUAUUGUCUGUGGGAGUGAUGGACAACUCUACCCAAACCAGUGCGAGCUAUCCAAGGCCGCAUGCGCAAAGACAGAUCUGUCCAUACAGUCGGAGCUCUCACACUGCACAAUUCUCGGACGCUAAAGUUGAACGCCUACUCGUAUGUCUAGUUUUGCUUGCAUGCGUUGUACGAAGAUGAAAUAUAUGAAGUAAUUUA